This is a messenger RNA of Pelobates fuscus (common spadefoot toad), 1803 nucleotides long. RefSeq names its product hippocalcin like 1 (gene HPCAL1). NCBI's taxonomy places the organism in Eukaryota, Metazoa, Chordata, Amphibia, Anura, Pelobatidae. The record is from RefSeq and is a predicted model, not a curated record. The transcript is spliced from 6 exons. Gene Ontology annotation, molecular function: calcium ion binding. The coding region runs from base 839 to 1420 and encodes 193 amino acids.
AUGGGUUGUACCAACCACUAACUACAGGGGGGGGAGAUAGCUCUGCAGGCUCCCAUUCUGUACACAACUCCCAACAUUCCAGUCUGCUGGGGAUAUUUGGAACGUUCGGAGACACUUUGAAACAUAGUUGCUGAACGUUCCAAACCCUCUGUGAAUUGUUCCAGGGUUAGAUAACUAUCAGCCAGUCUCCUCCCUCCCCCUGGCAGGCUGCUAGGCUGGCUCUAUUGUAAUAUUACAUUGCACUGAAGGCGCUGUUGGUCUGCUGUCGUCCUCUCUCCUCCUUACUAUGCAAAGUGCCCCCACCGGCAGCCUUUACAAACUAUGCUAAGUGACAGGAGCUCAGAGCCUGUGUGCGGCAAGGCAGGUAGCUGAGGUCUGUGUGCAGCUCUCCAUCCCUGCUAACCUCCCAGCACCGGGCUGCUUUAUUUAUUAUUCUUUAUAAUUAGUAGGAGUUUUCACUCUGUUCCUACUUUGGUUGAUCUUUGGAUCCCACGCUCCCCCCACCCCACCCCAACAUCCUCACAUUUCCUCUUCCCUCUCCUGGUGUUGGUGAAUAGGUUAUUUGCUGAGUGAUAACCGGGCUGUCACCGAGGAUCCUGCAUCAGAAGCGACCCAGAUACAAAGUAACUAACUGACUGGCGAGGAGAGCGAGUCACCUUGCAGGAGAAACCUCCCAGAGCUGCCGACUCCCAUCUGAAACCAAAUUUGCUCUUUCUGCCGCAUUUUGAUGCAGGGCUACUUUCUCUGCAUGUAUGACAGUCUCCCCUUGCGUGCAUCACCCUAAAUCUAUUUAAGCUGUACUAGAUUUAGCUUCCAGAUUUAAAUAAAGAGCCACAGAAUGGGGAAGCAAAACAGUAAGUUACGACCUGAAGUGCUUCAGGAUCUCCGAGAAAACACAGAAUUUACGGACCAUGAGCUGCAGGAGUGGUACAAAGGCUUCUUAAAGGAUUGUCCGACCGGGCAUCUAACAGUGGAAGAAUUUAAGAAGAUCUACGCUAAUUUCUUCCCGUAUGGUGAUGCCUCCAAGUUUGCAGAGCAUGUAUUCCGUACGUUCGAUACAAAUGGAGAUGGGACAAUAGACUUUCGGGAAUUUAUCAUCGCACUUAGCGUCACCUCUCGGGGAAAACUGGAGCAAAAGCUAAAAUGGGCAUUUAGCAUGUAUGACCUUGAUGGGAAUGGUUAUAUAAGUCGUGGAGAAAUGCUAGAAAUUGUUCAGGCGAUAUACAAGAUGGUAUCAUCAGUUAUGAAAAUGCCAGAAGACGAAUCCACUCCAGAGAAAAGAACAGACAAAAUAUUCAAGCAGAUGGACACAAAUAAUGAUGGUAAGCUUUCCCUUGAAGAAUUUAUAAAAGGUGCCAAGAGUGACCCUUCAAUUGUUCGAUUGUUACAAUGUGACCCAAGCAGCACAAGCCAGUUCUAAAAAAAAAAAAAAAAUACAAAUUUUAAAGAAGUCUCAUCUGUAUGGACAGUCGCAAACCAAACUCUGGCUUGUCAUUCAAGCUUCUCUUGCAAGUGGAUGCCUUCUCAGUCAUUCCUCUACUAUUAAUGGAUAACAAACCUUUGCCAGAUUGUUUUCUAUGUAUUAGAGAAAAUAAAAAAACAGCCUUGCACCUGUUUCAUAAUACCAGUAUACAUUCCUCAGUCAUCCGCUGCAUCCAGUAUGACUUUAUAGAUAUGUUUACACGCAAAGAGACCCCGCUCUCCAAGAAAUGUGGCUUCUUUGGACACGGAAUGUUGUUGUUUUCCUGACACUACACCAAACUGGCGAACUCUAAGCAUACGUUUGACAUAAUUGGCUAUCUU